UAGGCAAAGUGGGCACGAUUUUUCUGUUUUUUAACCGAAUUUGUUAAUUUAAUGUAACAAACAAGCGCCAAACAGAUAGAAAACGGUCGGGAAAAUGUGCGGCAUCAAGUUAUCCACUUAAGAAUGUAAAAGAUCUGAUGGAAAAUCGAGCGGGAAAAGCAGAGUGAGCGAAAAUUCAGUGAGUGCGCGUGUGGGGAGAAGAAGAAAAGUGGAAAUACAACGCUGAAAAUUAGCAGCGGCAAAAAACGUUGUAAACAAUUGUAAUGUGCUGAGGACAUAGCCGCCCAGAAAGGAUCGAUCAAAAUGACGGAAACCUUCGACGAGGAGCUGUUCGAGACGCGACUGGAGGCGCUAAAGGACACGCAGGAGGGUAUCCAGCAGAUGUCCAACUGGUGCCUGCAGCACCGCUCGAACCACAAGAAGAUCAUCCAGUGCUGGCUGAACGUCUUCAAAAGGGUUCGCGUGGACCAUCGCCUGGUGCUCUUCUACCUGGCCAACGAUGUCAUCCAGUACAGCAAGCGCAAGCGCUACGAGUUCGUAGAGUGCUGGGCCACAGCCCUUCAAAGAGCCACCACCAUGGUGCGCGACGAGCGCGUCAAAGACAAAAUCCUGCGAAUCUUCAAGAUCUGGGAGCAGCGUGAGAUUUACAACGAGGAGUACCUUAGCGACUUGAGCGGCCUGCUCAACAUAGCGCCGCCCAAAAAGUCCCAGGUCGAUGUGAGUGACGAGUUCCAGAACGCCACUCUGAUAGCCCAGGUGAGGGAGUGCGUCGAACUGGCCGAGACCACCGACAAGAGCAUGCAGAAGCUGCCCAAGCCGCCAACCUUCGAGAUCGAGGUGAUCAAGCAGCAGCUGAAGGACAAAAGCCACUCCGGGGACAUCGAGAAGGAGGUGGAGCGGUGUGUGGCCUUCAUCAAUGCCUACAACAAGAACCUCCAGAACGAGAUUAAGAGUCGGAAGGCGGUUUUGGCCAGUAUUGAGGCGGCAAAAAAGUUCUACGAACACCAGGGCAAAGAAGUCAAGGUGGUGGCCAGUGCCUAUAAAAGUUUUGGCACGCGCAUUAAAAUAGUGAAAAGAAAGCUGGACGAGACCAUACCCAACCUGGCUAGCCCCAUACCCUCGCCGGACGUAAAUGCGCCCUCGCCCGAGCGCGAUGCAGAUCUCCAGUUGCCCGAUGAAAAUAAUUUGCCCAUAAACCUUUUCGGUGGCGGUCUUAAUGGCUUCACAAGUUAUCUGGAUGGUGGCAAGCUGCCCUUUGACAUCAACGACUUCAAGCGGGACUCGAAGGAUCGGGGAAGUGCCAUCGAAGUGAUCGGUUCGCGAUCGGAUGACGAAGCCUAUGUGCCGAGUGCCAAUUUCUACAAGCCCGAGGCCAUUUCCAGUUCCGACAGCAGCUCCAUACCGGGCCUCGGUGGCUCCGCUGAAUAUACUCCCAAUCCGCCCUUGUUUGGCUCGAGCAGCCAAGAGCAAUAUGUCCCGCCGCCGCCCUCACAUCUUUACGGUGGCAACGGAAACGGCGGCGGCAGUGGCGGGCAGGACAACCAGUAUACGCCUGCGCCGAUGCCGCCGCCACCGCUGCCACCCUCUCUUGGACCCUCCGGUGGAUCAGCGGAUGAUUUCAACAGCACCUGGAAUAUGAGCAUGUCCUGGACGCCGCUGGACUCUAGCUUAAAUAGCAGCGGAGCAAGCUCCUCCUCGUAUGCGAACCAAUCCACUCCCCACUCGCCGCCGCACUUUGACAGGAAAGGCAACUCCGCGGCCGCCCCCAUCGAAUAUAACGAGCAUUUGCAUACCAAUUCCGCAGCGCUGGGCGCCGAGGAUGUGGACCAUCGCACCCUGCAGCUGCCGCCGGCCUUCGAUUUCGGUGCAAAGCUUGGUUUGAGCAAGGACAAGUCCAGGCAGCUAGUGGACAUUGAUCACAGGAAUUUAAUAUCGCUUACUGGUUCUCCGGGCGGAGCAGAAAAGGACUUUGCUGGCGGCGAUGUUGACUACCGCAUUGUCCCAAAUCCCAGUGAUGAAGGCAUCAUGGCUCCCCCUGGGAAUAACUAUGCCAAAAACAAGACCAGCUCACCGCUUAAAUCCAAUGCCAGCUCCUCAUCUGAAUCGGAUCGUGUGGAUGGCGCUGCACGCUAUGAUCCUGCUGACAUGGUAAUCGAUAUGGACAUGUCGGAUGAUGACAUCGAUGACACUUUAAGAGAACCCAAGGAAGAUAAUGGGGAAGCUGAUCCCGAGGCCAAUGGCGCCCUGACGCCUUCGCGACCGGUUUUGCUGGAAACUCCGGCUGAGUUUAUUAAUCCUUGGGAGACGAACAAUAGUUUUAUGGGACCACCAUUGCCCGAUGACGAGGAUCAGCAGCAGCAGCAGCAACAUGAACAGCAGCAACAAGAGCUGCAGCAACAUCAUCAGCAGCACCAGCAUCAACAGCAGCAGCCGCCUUGGAACCAAAUGAAUCCCAUGCAAAUGGGAGGAGGGGGGGCACCGCCACCCCCGCGACCUCCAUAUGGACCACCCUUCCCGCCCUUUCAGCGUUUCCCUGGUCCACCGAUGAACGGUCCCGAUGGCAUGCAGCGCGGGCGUGGCAGAGGACGGGGCUGGAACGGUCCCGGACCGGGACCUUUUAGACCGCCUUAUCAACGGAUGCCUGGUCCAGGAUUCGAUGGACCUGGCCCAGGACCGCGGCCAUUCUUUCCAAGGGGAGGAGGACCCGGCGGUCCGAUGCGUGGACGCGGGCGCAUGCGUGGUAAAGCUUGGAUGAUGUAAUUACGUAUUUUAUAAUUCUACAAAAAAGAGAGAAUCCCUAAUUUUAGACUUCACCUAUCUCACUUUGAUUUAAUUUAACAAAAAAGUGUAUUGUAUAGAACAGAUAACACAUUAACCCCAAACA
This is a messenger RNA of Drosophila takahashii, 2884 nucleotides long. Its product is annotated as regulation of nuclear pre-mRNA domain-containing protein 2. Gene Ontology annotation, molecular function: RNA polymerase II complex binding. Lineage: Eukaryota; Metazoa; Arthropoda; Insecta; Diptera; Drosophilidae. Gene Ontology annotation, biological process: mRNA 3'-end processing. The record is from RefSeq and is a predicted model, not a curated record.